AUGAGAGUGGUAGCAGCAAUAUUAUACAUUGCUCUCGCAAUUUGCAGCCUUGGAGUCCAAGGCAACGUCCCGGCCUAUUCCUCCAUCUCCUUCAAUGCGGCAGGUGCCACCGCGGCCACAUACAGAGACUUCCUAGGGGAACUGCGAGCACUCGUGUCACGGGGAACUCGUACAGUAAAUGGUCUACCAGUGCUGAACCUCGAAAGUGAAGUGUCGGCUGGGAACCGGUUCGUUCUGGUCGGUCUUAUCAAUGGCAACUACAGAGUCACCUUGGCAAUAGAUGCGGUGAACCUUUAUUUGGUGGCUUUUAGCGGUGCAAGUAACAAAUCCUUUUUUUUCAAAGACGCUACCACACUUCAACUCAACAAUUUAUUCGUCGGCACCAGUCAAACCAAGUUAAGCUACAACAGCAACUAUGUCAGCCUCGAGAACCAGUCAGGAGUUAAGAGGGACGAACUCCCUCUGGGACCAACUCCCCUAACUGAGGCCAUCACAAGUUUGUCGAAGGGUGAGAGCGUAGCCAAACCGCUCCUUGUGGUCAUUCAGAUGGUCUCGGAAGCGGCAAGGUUCAAAUACAUCGAGGAACAAGUCCGCCAAAGCAUAACCGCUGGAAACACUUUUACACCAAAAGGUUUGAUCGUGAGCAUGCAGAACGAAUGGGGGUCUAUGUCCAAGCAAGUUCUGCUUUCGCCAGAUGGAGAACGCUUCAUUAACAGCGUUCAGCUUCUAGAUGACAAUUACAAGACCCUCAUAAUAAACGACUUUUCUACACUCAGUCGCUAUACCAUGAUAGCGAUUCUUCUCGGCAGCAAGCUUACUACUAGUAGUUAUAGCAAUAUUGCUCUUGCCGAGGAUUUCGUCGACAACGAAUUGCUCAAACUCUGA
Messenger RNA from Camellia sinensis, 885 nucleotides. RefSeq names its product nigrin b. The record is from RefSeq and is a predicted model, not a curated record. Gene Ontology annotation, molecular function: rRNA N-glycosylase activity. Lineage: Eukaryota; Viridiplantae; Streptophyta; Magnoliopsida; Ericales; Theaceae. Gene Ontology annotation, biological process: negative regulation of translation.